AGAAACAUUGACUGUGACUGGCAAUGGUGACAUCAAAGGCUACAUGUCAGCAGUCCCGCGAGGCGAUGAAUGGAGUAGCAAUGCUUGGAAUAGGGAGAUCGCUGAUUAGAUGAGAUUGGUGUUCGGCAUUUGCCGGUUUCUUUCUCGUUCGCGCGCUCAUGUCCUCACCAUUCUACGAGGUCGCACUCUUCGGAGAAUUCUUCUCUAAAGACCUCAAGGCAAUACUGAAUCGAAUCACUCUACACUCGGAACACGCUGCGCCCCUGCACCUCCGAGAGGUCGUCUUCGAGCCAUUCGACGCAAGCCAUCUUGCGGGUGCCGACCCCGUACUUCUUCGUGCGCGACGCGAUCUAACGGAUCCUGAUCCUUCAGCGGGAUGGGUGCUAUACUCCUACUUGAAGCCAGAGAGUGUACGUGCCCACCCGGAGGCAACGGUGCGCCCUUGGGCUACAUGUGAAGUGGUAGGCGACGCAUUAAGCUUCGCGGCGACAUUGGGAUACGUGCGACGGUCGCAGAUCUACAAGCGAGGCUAUUCAUUCCGCAGGGGGCCUCUGGUCAUUCAGAUGUUCCAGCAGGAACAAGUGGAUCCAAAAACUGAGAAACCCAUCCCGGCACAUGCUGAUACCCUCUGGGAGGUGGAAGUCAAAUCCGCAUCUCCAACACGCAACACGCAGGAAACGCCGAUCCGUCUCGUGGUGAACGCGGUCGUGGAGGUUCAGAUCUUGAUGAAAGGUCUACUCGAUCUACGCAGGCAGGACAUCUAAGGAUUGUCGGAAUCCAACUCUCCCCAAUCUAUGUCUUCCUCGUGACCCUCGUCCCCCUCUGGCAUCCAAUUUGCAUCUCCUCGUACUGAACGCAUGAGUUCCAAGAGCGCGGCGGGACUGAUUUCCUGCUCGUCGCCGUCGGAAUCCAGUAAUUCCGUUGCGUCUAGGUCUUCGUCGCCGUCUUCGCUCCCAGAAUAUUUUCCCAACAUGUCGAGUGCAUUGCGUUUGCUUUCCGGCUUUGGUACCAGG
This is a messenger RNA of Mycena citricolor, 1013 nucleotides long. NCBI's taxonomy places the organism in Eukaryota, Fungi, Basidiomycota, Agaricomycetes, Agaricales, Mycenaceae. The record is from the annotation of a GenBank genome assembly.